Messenger RNA from Aspergillus heteromorphus CBS 117.55, 1365 nucleotides. RefSeq names its product CFEM domain-containing protein. The transcript has 3 exons. The record is from RefSeq and is a predicted model, not a curated record. Lineage: Eukaryota; Fungi; Ascomycota; Eurotiomycetes; Eurotiales; Aspergillaceae. The coding region runs from base 1 to 1365 and encodes 454 amino acids.
AUGCAAUCCGUCUCCCGGCUUUUUUUGCUUGCGUUCGCUUCAUUGCCCCUCGCCUUUGGUCAGCUCGAGACCAUAGGCGUGGUAACCUCUGGUGUUACCCCGACUAGUACCGCAUCAUCGACGGUUUUGGCCUCUUCUUCAUUGGCAACCUCGAACUCGUCAAUCUCGACGCCGCUCACUACGCCAGCGCCCAAUGCCACUACCACUACUACUGGGAACCCGCUGGUCCUCACCACGAUCUUUACCCAACCUUCGGGAUGUAGCGGUGGGAUGACCGAGGUGGCAUCGUGGGGGACCGAGCUGUGGCAGAACAUUGUCAACCCAGUCCCCACGUUGACCUUGUCAUCCUGCUAUCCCAGCCAGUUCUACUAUAGCGCCGUGGCUACUGAGGUGUUGCCCCCAUACAUCCAGCUGGUCUGCCCCGAAAACUGGGAGACGUACAACGUCACCGAGACAUACAUCAUUUGCUGCCCUGGAGGGUAUGGGCUGUACGCCCCCAACUAUCAGAACACGACCCGUCCUGGGCUGGGUGCCGUGUGCACUUCCGUCAUCGGGGCCGAUGUGUUGAUGGAUGUCACCAGCUACAACUCCACGGCGUUUGCAACUGUCAUCCCGACGAUCGCUGGUGUGAAUGGAACCAUGGUGUUUGCGACUGCGUUUGAUGGAACGGCGGCGACUUCGGUGGUCACUUCGACUUCCACUUCUGCCACUUCCACUGUCCCAUCCACCACCAGCACUAUUACUCUCACCACUCUCUCUGAUACCUCUUCUACUACGUCUUCUACUUCUGUUGCCUCCGUCACCUCGACCCCCUCCACUACCUCUACCACUUCCACCACCGGAACUGCUAGCCUGACAGCGAUUUCCCAGCUCCCCAGUUGUGGCCAAACCUGUUUCGAUAACAUGCUGGCCGAAUACGAGACCCUCGGAUGUACCACUUCGGACCCCUCCUGCCUCUGCCGGAACAUCAACUUCUACUAUGGCAUCCGGGACUGCUCGAAUGCCGCCUGUAGCACGGAUAACGCCACCACCGUGCUUGACUUCGAAAGCACUUACUGUGCUUCGGCCAUUGCGGCGCAGACCACCUAUCCCGUCACUACCUCAACCGCGGCUGCUGCAACCCCGACAGCCCUUUCCGAUCUGUCGACAUGCGGCCAAACUUGCUUUGACAACAUGCUGGCCGAAUACGCCACCCUCGGAUGUACCAGUGAAACGGACACCGCGUGUCUUUGUGAGAACAUUGACUUCUACUAUGGCCUUCGCGACUGCUCGGGUCAGGCCUGUGGCAGUGAUGAGGCCGCCACCGUGGUCGCCUACGAGAGCUAUUACUGUGCUCAGGCCUCGGCCACGGCCGUCAGCAGCUGA